Messenger RNA from Aspergillus niger, 3201 nucleotides. RefSeq lists its product as uncharacterized. Gene Ontology annotation, biological process: ascospore-type prospore membrane formation; protein localization to prospore membrane. The coding region runs from base 1 to 3201 and encodes 1066 amino acids. Gene Ontology annotation, cellular component: prospore membrane. The record is from RefSeq and is a predicted model, not a curated record. NCBI's taxonomy places the organism in Eukaryota, Fungi, Ascomycota, Eurotiomycetes, Eurotiales, Aspergillaceae. The transcript has 3 exons.
AUGGCGACUGAUCCACACGUCUCCUUUCACCUUGACCAGUGUCAAGGUCUAGAUCCGGAGUCGCACACUGCUCAGAAACUUCACCAUGCUUCUCCACACCAUAUACACAUGACCAAUAGGAGGUUCUUCAUCGGACCGAUCCCCCAGGGCUGGCUGCAGAACCAUCGCAAGUCAUGGUGGAGGACGCGCAUGAAGUUUAGUAAAUAUUCGUCUAAGACGGUUUCCUUCUCUGCGGACCCGGUCAUUGCGCAUUACUCGGAGGAACCUGAGACCGACUCUGAGGAUUCGACGCCAGAACACGAACCAACUACAGACACCACGGAGGAUGAAAGGACAGACAGGGAACAGGAGGAAGAGAGCAGUGAUCUAGAUGCACGCCCACGAAAAAGUCUUCGUAGUGUGCCCUACACACUGGAGGAGGAUCACGAUAUUUCCUGUGUCACUACGGACUCGGAAGCUGUCGUUUCGGAUUCAGGCGACAACAAACGUGAACGUGACUUAGCCUCGUCAAUGAGGAGACAAGAUGGGAGCUCCGCAUACUACACAGCCAGGGAACAGGAACCAAUUGACGGAGGUCAGGCCUCUUCAAGGCCUGGUACAACGGACCCGGAUCAGACCGGGGAGGGACCAAGCGAGCAAACGCUAAGUACCCCUAGCCAGAAUGGAGCCAGUCAGUCAAGUCCCAUGGUACCCGCUAGUGACUAUGGAUCCACAACCGCGUUGCUAAGGCCAGAUUCGAGAUCCAAAGGCAAAGGAAGGCUCUCUGCUCCAUCGUCUACCAACCUUGAACAACAGGAACCUCAGGUCGAGACAUCAGAAGAGGAGCCCCUCCGGAACGGACAUCGACGUCGAUCGAAAAGGGACCAUUUACACCAGCUUUCGAAAAAGGCAGCCAAACACAACCUUGAUGACAACUUGCUGGACAAACAACAAAGAAUAUUGGCUCGAGUGUCGAGGACACAUGCUAAACUCUCACGAACAUGGCCAUACAGGCGGAAAAUGAAAGAAGGAGAGGUCAUAAAAGCCGAGAAAAUGGUUGUUCGCCUAGAGGAGACGGUGCAGGAAAAGCUUCCGGAUGACUAUUCGGAAAAUGACAGUCUGAAAAUGGAAACUAGGGUUGUGGACCAAUGGCGAGAGUACCUGGUGGCAUGCCGUCUCGCUUCUGACGAAGAUGCCCCGUUCUGUCUCCAAAUGUACAAGACCCGUGUUAUCCCCGAAGUGCAGAAGACAGGCACGCGAGUCGCCCCGCAUUAUCAAAUACCCUUGGGGCGAAAGAAAAUGAAUGUGAAUCUCUAUUCGCAUCUGGACAAGGCAAUUGUGCUCUGGGGUCCCUGUAAGCGUGGGACUAAGAUCUACAUUAUUCGACCAAAGUCCUCCGCGCAUGCCGUGGAAUGGUUUACCUUUCUCAGUCAGAUUAUGGGAAAGCGGCGUCCAUCAUCGCUGCCCAUCCAUGUUCCUGAUUUGGGCGUGUCGCUUGUGUUCAACAAUCCUUUCGAACAGUUGGAAGCUGCCCUUGACUCUAAGAGAAAGGGUACUGGAAUCCUCAGUCGUACUGUCGCCCAGGAAGAAUCGCCAGCGACAGCUAUAGUACGUGGAUGUCUGAAGAUGCUCGAAAACCGUCCUGAGUGGGCUGAAGUCUUACAACAAUGGUCCAAGACUGAGAUCAUGGGGCUUGCUUGGAAACGGUACGAUCGCCUGGAAUGGAUCCUGGGCGCUAACGAAGAGAAGAUGUAUGGCUCUCUUGCUAUGCACACAAGUCACGAGCUUGAACUACGUCCGAGACAGCAUUAUCAUACAUACACAAAGCACGAUGGUGAGAGAGAAGAUGAGCCUCAGCCUGUAGAAGGCUUCUUGGUGCGUCUUACAUCCCAACGGGGUGUACAUCAGCGGAUGAACAGGAUGUUCUUUAAGCGGCUGUACUUUUUCACCCAGGAUCAGUACCUAUUCUUUUGCCGGCCAUCACGGUCGUUACCUCCAGCGCCCCCUAGACUUUGCCGCGAUGGGGCUGAAAUGCCUUCAACGCAACAAAUUCUGGAUGCGUCACCUAUUUCUUACGACGUUGAUCCAUACCCACUACAGGACGGGGAUAUCGCUUGGCUGCGGAGUGGCAACAGGGACCACAUCAGAACUCAUGACGAAGAAGCCUUUGUCCAGCGGCAGAGAAACAUCCACAACAUUGAGCACGCUGAUGGGUUCAUUGACCUCGGCAGGGUACAGGAAGUCCGGCAUGUGCAGCGCGAUAGCUGCCCCGCUGAUCCGAACAUUGAAUCAGGGCCAGAUGUAGCAUUCAAUCCCGAAGCAAGAGACACGCGCCGGGACGACGGUGCAACACAGCAAUUCAACGAUGACAGAACCUUUGAGAUGCUUCUGGACAACAACCUUGUGGUCCGUUUCCAAGCAUACAAUGACGUGACUAAGAAGGAAUGGAUGAGACGACUUGAAGCUUUAGUGAAAUACUGGAAAGGCAGAAUCGCGACCGAUGCAGCCGAGCUCAAGGCUCUCAGACAGCGUAACUUGGAACUUCUGGGGAUCGACGAGGAAUUAGAAUCCAUCAUGGGACAGUUCGCUAAGAAGUGGGAGGUCAAGAAGGCGGAAGCGUCGCCUUUGUUGCACAACAUAUGCGUUCUGUCAGACUGUCGGACAAUCAAAAUAUCCGGGCAUCUAUACCGAAAACCCCGUCGCCACUCAACCUUCAAGAGGACCCACGUUGUUCUAACAGCCGGAAAACUAUUGAUAUUCCGCAGCUCCCUCAGAAAGCGGAAUGGCGUCGAAGUCCCCCACAUACACCAAAACCUGGAGACCUCCAUCGACCUCCAAGACUGUUACAUCUACUCCGGUCUUAUGGCAGAGUCUGACCUCCUAUACGCGAACCAAACAUUCGACAGUAACCAUCCAGGCCAUCACGCCCUGCCCCGCGUGUACCUCUCUUCAGACGCAUAUACAAGCAGUGAUGAAGACGCGGCGAUCACCUUCGUUAUCUGGCAGCCACUAAAGAAGAACCUGUUCCGGGCGCGCGAGCACGGAGUCAAGGGCCAAACGAAGCAAAAGAUAAAGCAAGUGUCGACUCUCGGAGUCCACGGGCGGACCAUUGUGUUCAAAGCGCGAAGUCGCGUCGAGAAGGACCGGUGGGUGCUGAGUAUAGCAUCUGAGAUUAAUCGCUUACAGGAGGAUCAACCGGAGGAUGUGCGGAUAGUCACAUAA